This is a messenger RNA of Colias croceus (clouded yellow), 1188 nucleotides long. It is a transcript of the gene Atac1, whose product is annotated as ZZ-type zinc finger-containing protein 3. Lineage: Eukaryota; Metazoa; Arthropoda; Insecta; Lepidoptera; Pieridae. The transcript is spliced from 2 exons. The record is from RefSeq and is a predicted model, not a curated record. The coding region runs from base 202 to 1164 and encodes 320 amino acids.
UUGGCGGAGUGCGGACAAUUAUUCCUCUUCGGAUUAGAUUGUUUUUGUUUAUAAAAAAGACGCUCUUAAAAAUAUUUUAUUUCAACUAAUUUAAAACGCGAAAUAUAAAUUGAACCGAUAAUGUACAAAAACUAAACAAUUGCUACUUACUUACCGAUUACUUCCUUCAAGUGAUGAACUUCGGUUUUCAGUGCUGUUACAAUGGAUAACUUCGAGGAAGAAAAUCCAGAUAGUGAUGGUGAAUUCGCUUUUGAAACUGAUCACCUUGCAUUGAGAGGAAACAAAGAUUACGGUGAAUUAUUGAAGUAUAUAGUGAAACUGGAAGCUCAAAAAGUGCAAGCUCUGAAAGAUAUUGAAGAAUUGAACGAGUCAAAAAUUAAGGCCUUGGAUGAUCCCUUAUCAUUUGUUCAAAAAUUAAAAUCAGGCAAAAUAAACUUUCCACCUCGCCAAUCCAUAUCUGAUAUACCAAAAAUAGAUUGGGAAAAGUAUGGUAUUGAUAUAACUCUUGAAUCAGAAAAAAGUAAAAGGGCUAAGGAUGAAAUGGAAUCUAGUACAAAAGUUAGGGGGCGAACAUUCACUGAUAAUAAACCGGAGACAUUUAACCAGCUUUGGUCAUGCGAAGAACAGAAGAGGUUAGAAGAAUUAUUGGAAAUAUAUCCAGAAGAACCAAUAGAAGCGAGGAGGUAUAAAAAAAUAGCUGAAGCUCUUGGCACAAGAACACCUUUACAAGUUAUGAGUAGAAUACAGAAAUAUUUUGCUAAACUUGCAAAAGCAGGUUUACCUGUACCUGGCAGAGCUCCCAAAUAUGUAGGAAAGGACAAGCAUAGAAGUAUGUUGUAUAAGAAGUCAACAUUCUUUCCAAAAUUGCAUGUUCCUGUUAAAAUGGAAGAUCCCAAUGAAGAUAGUGAGAGUCAAGACACAAUGUCAGUGGAAACUAGGAGUGGAAACAGUUUAAUGUUGGAUUUAUUGAAAGCUGCAAAAGCACAGAGAUUGUUGGACGAAACGGCACCAGUGUUUCAAAUAAAGACUAUGUGUGUGGGCUGCCAAAAGACUGGCUUUCUUGGUGCAAGGUGGACUGAUAAUGCAGGGACAGACUAUUGCACUGACUGCUUAGUGAAACUGUUACCAGCUGAAAAACUAACGCCCAUUAGACAACCAAUUUGAAAUUACAAUAAAUUAUUUAUUUUA